Molecule: messenger RNA, 190 nt
Organism: Entrophospora candida
Lineage: Eukaryota; Fungi; Glomeromycota; Glomeromycetes; Entrophosporales; Entrophosporaceae
Source: the annotation of a GenBank genome assembly
AAAUUGAUCAAAGAAAAGGAGAAAUUGGAGGCAACAAAAGAAACAUGGGGGAAGCAGAUGACGAAAUUGCAAGAUGCACUGGUUGAUUUUGGUAAAGGGGAAGGAAAAAGAAAAUUAGAGGAUGAGGGAAUUGGUGGUCGAAAGAAAGGGAAACAAACAUAUCCUGAAGAAUCAGAAGAAGGUCGUGAUA